AUGGCUACUCCAAAUUAUUCAAUGAAACAACAACAAUAUUUAAAUAGGCAACCAGGAAAUAAUGAGACAUUGUUGGCUAUGAGAAAACACCGUUCUCUAGAUAAUGAUCAAUUUUUACUUAUGCAACAACAACAAAAUUUGAGUCCCAGCAACAAUAUGCCUUUAUCAAGUGCACCUCCAAAAAUGAAUUUAAUAAAAAAUCGAGGACAACAACAAUUUUCAAGUCCAUUAAAUUAUUUUAAACAGAAUGUUGGAGGAAUUGAUUAUUAUUUUCAAAAUCAAAAUUAUUUUUGCGAUGGGCAACAAAAACAAAAUGGUCCUCAGCCAAGCCUUUUUGAUACAAAUGUUUCAAAUGACAAUUUAAUGUGGAAUUUGACAGCUUUCCAGCCAAUAACUUCACAAUCUUUUCUCCAAGAGUUUGACCCUCUCCAAUUACAAAAAGAAUUGCUAACAAUUUGUGAUCAUUAUAAUAAUUUAAUAUCGUCUAUCCACUCAUUUUGGAUCCCUAAACUUCAAUUUGAAAAACAACAAAAAGAAGAGUUGGAAAUUAAAAAAGAAAAAUUGGAGAGACAAUUGGUCCAAUUGCAGUCUCAAGCAAAUAUUUUUGGUGCUAAAUCUGCAAAUCAAGGUGAAAAUGCUGGAAUAAAUCAAAAUAAUUCCUCUACCCAAAUACGUGAUUUUACUGAUCAUUCAAUAACUUUACACGAAUUUAAAACUUUAAAAGCAAAAUUGGAACAAAGUGAAAUUUGUUUUUCUGAAUGUAGCAGAGAAUUACAAAAUGUUGAAUUGAAGGCAAAAUGUUUGGAAGAGGAAAAGAAAGAAGCAGAAAGAAGAAUAGAAAUAUUAUCUAGAAAUAAUUUGGAUUUUGAAGAACAAUUAAAAUUGCUAAAUGAAGAUUUGAAUGUAUUGAGGAAUAAAUUGGAAUUAAAAAAUCAAUUGUUGGAAAGUCGAGAGAAGGCAACAAAAAAAUUGGAAGAAGAAAAAGAAGAGUUAAAAUUUGAAUUGAAGGAGGAGAAAAAGAAUUUUAAUGAGUCAGAGCAUCGAUCAUCCCAACUUUUACAUAAAAUUGAUCAAAUGGAACGUCUACAACGUGAAAAAGACGCGCAGCUUGAACAUUUAAAGCAGAGAAUUUUGCAGCAACCCGGUACCCGUGCAGAAAAACUUUUGGAAGAAAAAAUUGAAAAUAUGAUGGAAGAACGGACUAAAUUGGAACAAAUUGUCGAACAAAUACAAAAACAAAAUGAUGCUGAACGUCAACAACAAUUGGAAAGAUUUUUGUCUGAAAGAGAGCAAUUACAACUGGAUAUAGCUUAUUUAAAGAAAGAAUUAGCUGAUCGUCAUAUGCUUAUAGGUUCACAAAGUGAAAAAAUAUCUCAAUUUAAUUGUGCUUUUAAAAACUUAAAUUUAAAAAAGGAAAACGAAGAAUUAACCGAAGAAGAAAAAAUAAAUUUUCAAAAUUUGUCAGAAUUGGAAUUAACACACCAAGAAAUUGAACGUUUACUUAAGCGUAUUGUACAGUUGGAAAAGGACAAAUCUGAACUGAUUGGAGCUUUUAAAAAAUCUGAUAAAUUUGUUGGAAUUGAUGGAAGGUUUGUUGGGGAAUUUUUUUUAUUUCUAAAAAAAGUCUCAAAACGUCCAGGUUUAAAAAUGUCCAAAUUUCGAAAUGUCCAUUUUUCAUAA
Meloidogyne enterolobii is the source of this 1680-nucleotide messenger RNA. The record is from the annotation of a GenBank genome assembly. Lineage: Eukaryota; Metazoa; Nematoda; Chromadorea; Rhabditida; Meloidogynidae.